UUGUCCCCGUACUCCUGUGCCGGGCUCCGGUGCACGGCCCGGCCUGCGGCUCCCGCCCCGCUCAGCGGCGGAGCACGAGGGGCCGGGCUACGGCAGCCGGUGAGGCUCCGGAGGCCGCGGCGGCGCUUCCCGGCUUGCCCCGCGGCACAUUGUACACAAUCAUCAUGGCCGCCGCCGCCGCCGAUGGUACCGAGGAGCCGGGCAUGGAGGUGGAGGCAGCGGAGCCGCCGCUGGGCUGCGGCGGGGAGGGCUCCUCGCCAGCCGCGGGGUCCUCUCCGCAGGGCGAGGAGCGACGGGAGCCGCCGCAGGCGCCCGUCAGCAACGGCGACGAAGGGGAGGGCGGCCGGGAGCUGGUGGAGCUGAAGGUGAUCUGGAACAAGAACAAGUACGACGUGAGGUUCGCGUUGGACAGCACCGGAGCCGAGCUCAAGCAGAAGAUCCACUCGCUCACAGGCCUCCCCCCUGCCAUGCAGAAAGUGAUGUUCAAGGGGCUUCUACCGGAGGAGAAAACGUUGCGGGAAAUCAAAGUCACGAACGGAGCGAAAAUCAUGGUGGUUGGGUCCACUAUCAACGAUGUUCUGGCUGUGAAUACACCCAAAGAGGCUGCUCAACAGGAGGUCAAAGCUGAAGAGAACAAAAAGGAGCCACUUUGCAGACAAAAGCAACACAGAAAAGUAUUGGAUAAAGGCAAACCUGAUGAUGUGAUGCCUUCUGUUAAAGGUAUUCAGGAGCGCCUGCCAACAGUGCCAUUGUCUGGCAUGUACAACAAGUCUGGAGGGAAAGUCAGACUGACCUUUAAACUUGAGCAAGACCAGUUAUGGAUUGGUACAAAAGAGAGAACAGAAAAGUUACCCAUGGGGUCCAUUAAAAAUGUGGUGAGUGAACCUAUUGAAGGACAUGAGGAUUAUCACAUGAUGGCAUUUCAGCUGGGCCCAACAGAAGCGUCUUACUACUGGGUCUAUUGGGUACCCACUCAAUACGUUGAUGCAAUCAAAGACACGGUGCUGGGCAAGUGGCAGUAUUUUUGAAAGCACGCUCACCUCUGGCACAGGAAAAUGACACAAAGCAAAGGACACUGCUGGGAGAGGCCUCUGACAUCCCUGGAUGUGACAGUCCUGGAACUUGUUAAUACACCCUGACAAACGAGGCGUUGAGGGAAGCCAGAGGUGAUGUCCUUUCACCAUUAGUUUACUUUUAACUUAAAGAUUUCACCAUCCCUUUUCUGCAGUCAGCUUCAACCAUAUUUAAAGCAAAUACAAUGGAAAUCAAUAAAUCUGAAUUCACAAAGUAUCAUGUGUAAUACACUUAAAUCUGCUGAGAGUUGAUCUUCCAGUUUAGUUUUUAAAAGAAACUAUGACGAUGUAUUAUGGAGGAUUUUUUACAUGGUUUGAACAAAACCAGCUAUUUUCAUAAUCUUUCAGUUCCAUUUAAUUUCGUGACUUGGUUGUGACUUUCAGAAGCUGUUUUUUUAAGAAUAAACUUUAAGCAGUAUGCAAACUGAUGCUCAGUAAA
Molecule: messenger RNA, 1512 nt
Organism: Melopsittacus undulatus (budgerigar)
Lineage: Eukaryota; Metazoa; Chordata; Aves; Psittaciformes; Psittaculidae
Gene: UBFD1
Product: ubiquitin family domain containing 1
Exons: 7
Coding region: 165-1028 (287 amino acids)
Molecular function (GO): RNA binding; cadherin binding
Source: RefSeq, a predicted model, not a curated record